Molecule: messenger RNA, 766 nt
Organism: Rhopilema esculentum
Lineage: Eukaryota; Metazoa; Cnidaria; Scyphozoa; Rhizostomeae; Rhizostomatidae
Source: RefSeq, a predicted model, not a curated record
ACCUUGACGUAAUUGGACAUCACCUUGACAUUUAUCAAUGUAUAAUAGCUCUCGUGCGAGUAGAAAACUUUGUGAAACUCUGUUUUCAGGUUCUCAAGACACUGCGAUACAUUAAUAAGGACCAGAUUCUGAAGUUGAAAGGGCGCGUAGCUCGUGGAAUCAGCAACAAUGAAUUAAUGAUAACAGAACUGGUGUUUGAUAAUCAGUUGACUCACCACAAGCCAACUGAAAUCGUCGCUCUGCUAUCUUGCUUUGUUUGUGAAGUGAAAAAGUCCAGUGAACCAGAACUGACAGAAACCCUAAAAGAGGGUGUGCAAGUGAUCAAGAAAUGUGCAAAGGCUCUUGCUCAGAUCCAAAAGGACUGUGGGAUGUCCUUAACAGAGGAAGAAUAUGUAGAGUCGUUUCGCUUUGGAUUGGUGCAAGUUGUUUAUGAAUGGGCAAGGGGGAUACCCUUCAAAGAGAUAACAGAACUCACUGAUAUUCCCGAAGGUAUAAUUGUUCGCUGUAUCCAACGACUUGAUGAGAUCUGUCGUGACGUUAAGGCUGCAGCACGUAUAAUCGGUGAUCCGGUGUUGGUAGACAAGAUGGAACAGGGCUCAAGUCUUAUCAAAAGAGACAUUGUAUUUACUGGAAGUCUUUAUACUAGUUGAUUUUUAAAUGCCUAGGAUUUCUUAAACUGAAUUGUAGCUAGAUAUGAAUAUAUUCACGAAAUCGUUAUUUUGAAGAUAAGCCUCGAAAUCUUAAAAUAUUCUGGACGGGCGUUUAU